Molecule: messenger RNA, 1629 nt
Organism: Tachysurus fulvidraco (yellow catfish)
Lineage: Eukaryota; Metazoa; Chordata; Actinopteri; Siluriformes; Bagridae
Gene: mycb
Product: MYC proto-oncogene, bHLH transcription factor b
Exons: 3
Coding region: 202-1353 (383 amino acids)
Biological process (GO): regulation of transcription by RNA polymerase II; positive regulation of cell population proliferation
Molecular function (GO): RNA polymerase II cis-regulatory region sequence-specific DNA binding; protein dimerization activity; DNA-binding transcription factor activity, RNA polymerase II-specific
Source: RefSeq, a predicted model, not a curated record
UGCUGGAGUUUUUGCAGUGAAUGUUGACCGGCGGGAGGAAAUCACGGCGCUCUGCUGUAAUAAAGACACGCUGUGCGGUUUAAAACAGGAGCUCGACACUAACCGGGAAUUUGGGAUUAUUUUCACUAAACCGGGACUUUGUGUGAAGAUCCGAUUUUUAUAGUUUUUUCCUCACACACACUCUCUUCUCCGGCAGUCAUCAUGCCGCUGAACGUGGCCAGUAAGAACUACGACUACGACUACGACUCGUACCAGCCCUACUUCUACUUCGACACUGAGGAGGAGGACUUCUACAGCCAACAACAUGGCCAGCCUCCGGCUCCCAGUGAGGACAUCUGGAAGAAGUUCGAGCUCCUUCCGACACCUCCGCUGUCCCCGAGCCGGCGCUCGUCCUUCUCCAGCUCCUUCCCCUCCACCGCCGAUCAGCUGGAGAUGGUGACGGAGUUCCUCGGGGACGACGCGGUGAAUCAGAGCUUCAUUUGCGAUUCGGAUUCGUCGCAGUCUUUACUGAAGUCCAUCAUUAUUCAGGACUGCAUGUGGAGCGGCUUCUCCGCGGCGGCGAAGCUGGAGAGAGUGGUGUCAGAGCGGCUCGCUUCCCUCAGAGCCGCCCGGAAAGAAUCGACUCCCAAAAGCGAAUCCUCUGAGGACUCGGACUCGAAUGCCGGCUACCUACAGGACGUUAAUGUGAACUCCGUUUCAGACUGUAUAGACCCGUCGGUGGUGUUUCCGUAUCCUCUGACGGAGUGUGUGAAGUUGAGUAAGGAGUGUGAGAGCUCUCUGAUGGACACUCCGCCCAACAGCAGCAGUAGCAGCAGCGACAGUGAAUCCGAUGACGACGAGGAGGAUGACGAGGAUGAGGAGGAGAUCGAUGUCGUGACUGUAGAGAAAAGAAAGUCGGCCAAGAAGUGCGAAUCCAGCCCCGUGGUGCUGAAGCGGUGUCACGUGACCAGCCAGCAGCACAACUACGCGGCGCAGCCGUGCACGCGGACCGAGCAGCCUGCUGUCAAGAGGCUCCGCUUUGAUCACGGCGGCGGCGCGCGGACGCACCGACAAACCCGCAAAUGCGCGAGUCCCAAAGCUUCGGACUCUGAGGACAACGACAAACGGCGGACUCACAACGUGUUGGAGCGGCAGCGGCGCAACGAGCUCAAGCUCAGCUUCUUCGCCCUGCGUGACGAGGUCCCGGCAGUCGCCAACAACGAGAAGGCGGCCAAAGUGGUCAUCUUAAAAAAGGCCACGGAGUUCAUUGUGGGGCUGCAGACUGAAGAGAGAAAACUCUUGCACUCUAAAGAGCAGCUCAGGAAAAAGUGUGAGCACUUAAAAAGGAGACUGGAAGCUCUGAGCAGCUCCUGAGCAGCUCUGGACUGGGACUUUACCUCCUAAAGCCCUUGUGAUGGUGCUGCUCUGACUCUGGACUCUGCUGCACACCAUCACUUACACCACCUCACUGACUUGUGGUCUCAGAUUUGUAUUUAAUUUUAUAUUUAGCGACGGACAGCUGCACCACUCGCUGUUGGUCUUAACUUAAUGCGUUGGGUUUUUUUUGUAAAUUUUUGUACAGAUGUCGUUAUUAAGAUGCUGUUAAUUUGUCAAUCAUAAAUGUUUCUUUAUAAAUUGCAUUUGAUUAGA